Molecule: messenger RNA, 22440 nt
Organism: Podarcis lilfordi (Lilford's wall lizard)
Lineage: Eukaryota; Metazoa; Chordata; Lepidosauria; Squamata; Lacertidae
Source: the annotation of a GenBank genome assembly
AUGGAGUCCCAGUGCGACUACUUCAUGUAUUUCCCGGCCGUGCCCUUCCCGGCGCGGGAGGUGCUGCUGGGCGAGCCCGGGCGCUACCGGGCGCUGCCGCGGCGCAACCACCUUUACCUGGGCGAGACGGUCCGCUUCCUGCUGGUGCUUCGCUGCCGGCCGGGGGGCGUCGGUGGGGAGGGUGGCGGGAGGGCGCCCUGGGGGGAGCUGGCCGGGUCCCUCUCUGCCCUGGCCAGCGUUAGCCCCGGGGCCAGCCUGGGCGGCGAGGCGACGCUGGGCGGAGAGCCCGAGCCGACCCGCGAAGACGACGAGGACACGGCCCCCGGGAGCCUCUUCCGCGACUGCCGGGCGCUGCUGACCCACGGCCAGGGGACCCCCGGGAGACCCGCCGCAGGAGUAAGGCCCGGAGCGGACGCGGGUGGCGGGGCGGUGAGGCGGAGUGCCUUGCGGGAGGGAGGAAUCUGGAUCCGGCCCGCUGACGCUUCCCUCCCGGCCCGCGCAGGUGCCCAUGGAAGAGCCCAUCGUGUCCACGGACGAGGUCAUCUUCCCCCUGACCAUCUGCCUGGACAAGCUGCCCCCCACCACCGUCAAGGCCAAGGUGAGACCCGGGCAGGUACGAUGGGGUGGGAAAGGGAGGGGAGGAGGCUCACCUGGGGGGACACCCUACCCCCACCCCACGAAACACCCACGGAUCGUUUUUGCGCCCCCAGAUCGUGGUGACGGUUUGGAAGCGGGACCAGGAGAAGGCGGAGGUGCAGGAGCGCGGCUACCUCAGCAUCCUGCAGGAUCGGGCCCCCUCGCAGACAUUCCGGGAAGAGCAGGGGGCUUUCAAGGCACAAGGUGAGCGCUCAAGACCCAGAACCCACUCCCCCCAGCACCUCUGAAUUGAGAGGAGCGUGGGGGUCUCCUCCAAACACCCCCUCUUUCCACCUGCCUACCAAAAAAGUAGCUGCAUGGGGCGGGUGUCACCCUCUGACCUUUGACCCCCUCCCUGCAGUGAGCACCAUGCUGACCGUCCUGCCCCCUCCGGAGCUGAAGUGCCAACCCCUGAACGUGUCGGGGAAACACCUGACAGUACUAAAAGGUGCGUGGAUGGCUGGAGCAGGGGGGAGAGCCAACAUGGGGGCAUUUGGGGGGAAUGUGGGGAGCAGCUGGGGCAGGGGCAUGAUGGGGGCAGGGGGCCUCUCCAUCUUCCAGGGACCUGCCAAUGGCCAUGCUCUGCCCUUUCCUGUGGGUGGUGCCCCCCCAUAUGUGUAAGCAGGGCUGGGGGACCGACAUUCUCUCCCCCACCAACUGGAGGGUCUCUAAGUGAAGGCUGGGGGCAGAAGAACCUCAGGAGAGCUGAGCACCUGCAGGCUCAGGCGCAAGGUCCGGCCCUCCACCUGGAGUCCAGCCUCCUUUUCUCACACUGGACCAACCAGGCGUCUAAUAUGGGAGAGAGUGAAAGGAGGGCCCCAUUCUAGGUUCCUCCUCACAAGAUCAUAAUGAGAGCCGUGCUGAAUCAGGUCCAGGGGGGCUCACCUAGGCCAGCACCCUGUCCUCACAGUGGCCAAAUGCCCCUUGGAACCAGGAAAUCCAGAUAGACUGUCUCUGGACCUGCCUGGAGGUUCCAUUGGAUCAUCGGAAGAAGCUGCUUGAUCAAGCACACAGGUGUCCUGGAAAGUCCAGCUGAUCACGGUCUCUCUCUCCACCCCCAACAUUCCUGCUGUGAUGAUGGGGGCCGCCAGGCUGAUGAUCCAGGGACUCCCUUGGAGGAGUUGAACUCCUGAUUAGAAGCCACCAGUAGCCCUCUCCUCCUCCAUGAAUGUGUCCAGUCCUCGUCUAAAGCCAUCCAGGUGGGCGGCCAUUGCUGCCUCCUGUUCCAUAGAUUAAUGAUGCACGCCAUCCUUUGCAAGAGCACCUGUCUCUUUGGAUCCCAGGACCUUUCCCCUGCCUUUAAUCUUUUGCACACCCACCCUCUUUUCCCCCACCUCCAGUUUUGAACGCAGCCUCGCAGGAGGAGCUCUCUGUGUGGGAUGUGCGGAUCCUGCCCAAUUUCAACACCAGUUACCUUCCUAUGAUGCCAGAUGGGUCCGUCUUGCUCGUUGAUGAUGUCUGGUAAGAGAACAGUUUGUGGGUGGGCAGUCAGCUGGAGCUGGUGACCCCCCAAUCUGCCAUUGUGGCCUGGAAAGGCCUCCACUUCAUUCUGGGGCUUUUGACCUUUGGUCCCCACCCUGCACUCAGAGUGUCUUCGACUGGCCAGCUAAGACAGCUGAGGUUGCUAAUGGGUCUCAAACCCCCAGAGAGUUAGAGGCUUCCCCUGUGUGUGGUCAGGCUCUGGUGGAUUGAGCAGAUGGGAUCAAGAAGACAGUUUCUGCUCCUGCUGUGGAUGAAGAAAGUGAGGGGCAGGUGGGGCUUGUCCGUCUGGGAAGGGAGCCCCUCUAAGGGAAGGAAAAUGCUGAUCCUAAACCUCUGCUGCCUUGCAGGAUAUUUGAGGGGGGAGAAAUGGCUAAGGAGUAAACCCUGUGCAAAUCCAGAGUCCCUAAGAUGCCUGGAUGGCGCCUUGCACUGGCGGAGGAAAGGGGUGCAGGGGGAGCGCACCGACCCUGGCGGCACGAUCCCCGUGGAGUGCCAUCGUGGCUGCCCCUCCCUCCACGCGCUGGGUGCCACGCCCCCGCAGGCAGCACACCACAUCCCUGGGACGCGCGCCAUGCCCCUGCAGGCAGCGUUCCCCACCCCCAGGACCACUGGUGCUUUGUAGGCCUCCUUCUGGCAACUCCUGCAGCCCAGCUGGUGGCAAACAUCUUGCUCUGCUUUCCUUUGGAGCCCAUCAGCCAGGCCAAGAAGGGGGUCUUGUCAUCCGGGAAGCCCAGGACCUCCAGACACACAGCCUUGGGGAGGUCACUUCAGUGCUGCUGACGCAGCUUACUCAGGAUUGCAGGGGGUUGGGCUGGAUGACCCUUGGGGACCCCUCCAAAUUCUUCAAUCCUACGAUUCUACAGGGACGGGGCAGUCGGAGGGAUGGAGGCAGGAGUCUUGGGAGGUGGGGGCCUCUUUCCUCCCCGUUUACCCCUCUUUCUCCCCCUUUCUCUCCAGCCACCAGUCGGGUGAGGUGUCCAUGGCCUCCUUCUCCCGGGUGCCCUCGGCCACAGCCUCCUGCCCCUGCUCCCUGCGGGCCCUGGAGGAGCAGAACUUCCUCUUCCAGCUGCAGGCCCCCGAGCAACCCCCGCCAGACAGCGCCAAGGAGGUGAGGGUCUGCCCACCCGGCGGGGACCCACCCCACUGGCACCCGGUGGAGGGGGGAUCAGGGGGGUCCGCCUUGCUGCCAUGAUUGCUGCCACCUCCUCAAGGCAGACACUGGGGGUGGGGCUAGAGAGGGGCUUCUCCAAGAAGCACUUCACAUUUCAGAGCAGGAUAGGAUAGUCUUGUAUGAAGAAAAUAAGGGGUUCUUUGGUCCAGUGGUACCUUCUUAUUAAGUUUCGUAGGCAUUACACAAGCAAUAUGUUUACUGAUGCCUUAUCUAUUCAGCUCUCCUCUCCACAAGUUCUGGUGUUGGGGGUGGAAUAAAAGUAUCUUCUGUCUCAUUUAUAAAGGAAAAGAAAGGAAGCAAAGUUGGCCGAAAGCAGGUCUCCCUGCAGGCGUUCUGAUACAGCCCCGUUCCAAAUAUUAUUUAGCCAGACUUCAAGGGGGAAUUCCAUAAAUUGUUACCAAUAUCAGGCUAGUGUUAACUGCACUGCUGAUUUUAAAAAAUAAUCAAUUUCUGCAUUGACAGUUACUGUUUAAAUUUGAGCCUAAUGAUAACAAGGCAAGACCUGAAUUGGAAAACAUUUAUUUAUUUAUUUGCAGAAUAUAGAUAGGUAUAUUUUCAAAACGAGAGCAAGAGUAAGGCUUCUUUGUGUUGACAAGAUGAAAGUUUGUCCACCUUAAAUUAGACCUCAUAUAAAUGAGAAACAUGGACAGCUUAUCUGUUGCCAAAACAUGAGAAAUGCAACACGGGAGCAUGCCUCUGGGCUCUUGUGGGAUAUACGACCAGAAACAGUAUCCCAGUCUCUCUUCGAGAGCACUGGCUGUUCUUCAACUCUGACAAAUAUGAAAGAUCAGAGAAGAGAAAGGCUUCUUUGUCUCAAAUUAGGCCUAAUAUAAAUGAGAUUGCCCAGCAAAGGCAGGCUCUCACUGCCUUUGUAUACCUCCUGAAGGUACAAAUGGAAGAGACUCAUUUAUAAAUACAUUUUGGGAAGGAUGCGUGUAUUUUCUCUAGCUCCAUUGCUUUCUGCUUUCUGGGUGUCCCGUGAUCAUACUAUAAAGUAGUUGCCUGGAGCUGCUUCUUUUUGUAUUUCUUAUCCAUAAAAAAUUCAGUGCAGUGCAAGAACAUUUUUGUUCUGAAUGUCUGACCCAGAGAAAGAAGUCUGAGAGCCAUUGGACUAGAUGUCCUUGGGGAUCCCUUCCUUCUGGGAUUCUCUGAGGGAGGGGCCAUGAGGGGAAGAGGCGGGAUAUGCUGCAGGGGGUGGGUGGGGCCAGCAUGUCUGCCAAUCAUUUCCUGCCUGCAAUAAUUUUAAGGGGUGAAACUUAAUUUUUGUAGCGAGGGGUCUUAAAAAUAUAUUUAGGUGCGAGGAAUCCAUAUCUGCUAUUAUUUUUGUGAUUGGGCGACAGUUAGCUUGGUAAGUCUAUAUUUGAUUAAGAAGCACAUAAACUGUUCUCAGAAAACCAAAUAAUUUUAAUUUUGCCUUCUGAAAGGUAGGCAACAGGUAAUAUAAAAUAUGCAAUGCAUAUUAUAUAAAUAAAAGUAAUAAUUUUAGUAUAUAAUAUAACUGCAAGUACUUGACACUCGUUUUUAAUUAUCUCUAGGGCAUUUUACAUGUUUUACUAACCAAGCAGAACUAAAUUGCUUUAAUUUAACCAAAAUAUCUCUUGAAUUCCUAAGUCCUGUCACAACUUUUUAGCGCCCCUCAUUUUUGGAAGUUGCAAGUUGAAAAAUGCAGCGUGCCCUCCUGAUUUGGUUGAGAUUCCUGCCUUGCAGGGGGUUGGACUGGAUGACCCUUGGGGUCCCUUCCAACUUGACCAUCCUAUGGCUCUCUGGUUUAAUCGCAGGGCCUGGAAGUCCCUCUCAUCGCCGUGGUCCAGUGGUCAACCCCAAAGCUGCCUUUCACCGCCAGCAUCUACACCCACUACAGGUAAGGGAACUUGAAAAGAGGAUGAGACAUGAUAUCAAAUUAGAAUAUUAGAAUAUUAAUAUUAGAAUAUUAAUUAGAAUGGGCUGGGAGUGUGGUUCGACCCAGAAACUUGAAGCUAUUUCAAGUUAAGUAUGUAGAGACUUGGGUUGAAAUUUUAAGAAGACCUCAAAAAGUUUCCCUCACCCCUCCCUGAUUUAUUAAAUAAUAAUAAAUAAAUAAAAAGACCUUGAGAAAUGGAACCGAAUGAAGCUUUCGUUUCUAGGGAGAAUAUCUGCGAUCAAAAUGAACUUUCUAUCCAAGAUGCUUUUUCUGUUUCAGGCCUUCUAGUAUUUAGUGGCACUCACUGCUUAAAGCAAUGGAAAAAGGACGUAGCUAAUUUAAUCUGGCAGGGGGGAAAGCCCUGGACUAAAUAUGAAAUUUUAAUUGACAUAAAGAAUAAGGGGUGUGGAUUUGGGCUGCCAGACUUGAAAAUGUAUUAUGAAGAGGCUUGUUUAUGUUGGAUGAAAGAGUGGGUAGAGUUGAAAAACACAAAUCUUCUGGAGCUAGAAGGAUUCAACCUGAUGUAUGGAUGGCACACUUGCCUGUGCUAUGACAAAGCCAAAGUUCAUAAGAGAAUUCAUAUUUGCGUGAUAAAGAAUAAUCUAUAUAAAGUGUGGGUGAGAUAUAAAGACCUCCUAGAAAGGAAGACGCCCCUGGUGGAUCUCCCCUAUGGAGACAGUUGCAGUUAAGAAACUAAAGCUGAGUAAGAAUUGGGGUACAUACAGGGACCUCCUUGAAAUCAAAGAGAACUCUAUUGGACACAACAUUGAAAUUUCAGCCUGGGAGAAGCUGUGGAACAAAACUAUUAAUAUUUCGGCCUGAUAAAAGAAAAUAUACAAAGAAUGCUGUACAGGUGGUACCUGACCCCCAAUAAUCUUGCUAAGAUUUACAGAUGAGGGUCCAACCUCUGCUGGAAAUACUCAGAGGUUGAGGGAUCCUUUAUCCAUAUAUGAGGGCAGUGUAAACUUGCCCCAAAGUUCUGGGGGAUGGUCUAUGACCAGCUUAGAAAACUUUUCCGGAUCACAUUUCCAAAAAACCCGGAAGCUUUUCUACUAUUGAUGAUUGGAGAUGAGAUCCCUACAAAGGUUCAUAACCUAUUCCUCUAUGUGACGGCUGCAGCCAGACUAGAAUAUGCCAGAAGUUGGAAAGGAAAAGAAAUUCCAGCUAAAGAACAAUGGCUGCAGAAACUAAUAGAAUUUGCGGAACUCGCAAAUCUCACAGCCAGAAUAAAAAACCGAGAUGGGGGGAAACAAAGGGAUGGGACAGCUUUGGGAAAUAUUAAAAAAAAUAUGAUGCUAAAAUCAAUCUACAAGUAGGGGUGUAUAAACAAUAUAACGAAGGACUACAAGGAGAAAACUAGGGUGCAGCAAAAACUAGGUUUAUUAAGAAUGCCAUGGAAGGGAAGGUUGGGAAGUCUGCACAAAACCUCCAUAUGAUGGUUAAGAAAAGAGGAUCAGGCAUAGCCCUGCAAGAAGAGAGGGAAAUACAGGGCUACUGGACUUGGUCACGUCACAGAGUGACAGCAGCAAAGGGGGGCCAGGCCCACCCGCAACUGGCUGGACCUCCACCCACUUCGUCCAAAAGGUGUUUCUCUCAGUCAUGCAGAAAUCUUGAGCUGCAAUUCCUGCCCUGCCGGGGGUGGGUGGGCUAGAUGGCCCUUGGCGGUCCCUCUCAGCUCCAUGACUCCAUGAGGACGAUGGACGCUGCCUCCCCGCUGCUGGCUGCCCAUCUUGCUGCCACAUCUUUACUUUCCCACUCACGUUCCCAGGGACGAAGGGGUCCUACCCCCCCCCAGGUGGGGUGCGGUGGGGCAGGACCCUGACUGCCCCCUUCCUGGGCCUCCCUGCCCUGACACUCAGCGCAGCUUCCCGUCCUCCCUUAAGCUGCUAAAUGCUUUGAAUGUUUGAUGCUUUCUUAUGUUUUUAUAUGUGCUGGAAGCCCAGCCAGGUGGGCGCGGUCUUCUUCUUCUUCUUCUUCUUCUUCUUCUUCUUCUUCUUCUUCCUCUUCUUAGGCUCCCCAGCAUCCGCCUGGCCCGCCCCCGAUUCGUCAUGACAGCCGAGUGUGAGUCUCCGGUCGCCCUUCACCGCCGCUUCACCGUCACCUACACCCUCAUCAACAACCUGCAGGACUUCCUGGCCGUGCGCCUGGUGUGGACUCCGGAGAGUGCGGCUGCUGGUGAGAGCAUGGUGGGCUGGGCUGGAUGACCUUUGGUGGCCCCUGCCCAGCCCAACCAUUCCAUAAUUCUGUGGCGGUCUCUCCUUCCUUGGAGGAUCGCCAUCUGUCAGGCAUUAUUUUGUGACCCUUGGGGUCUAUGAUUCCAUGAUUCUUCCCUCCUGUUUUGGGGAGCAGGGAAGGAGGGCAAUGGAGGAGGCAGGCUGACGGGGUGGGUGAGAGAGGCAGGGCUUAUCUGCGAUCCCUAGAUGACCCUGAGUUUCCAUGAUUCUAUGAGUCCUGCCUGGAAAUACUGCGUUGGAAGGUCUUUAGGGAGAUGCUGGGGAGCCAUUUCUCAGGGAUUCUCUAGCUUUGGACUAGAUGACCAGUGGGGAUCCCUUCCAACUCUACGAUUCUCCAGCCAGGAAGAGUUGUGGGGGGAGCCUUGCCACUCUUGGUCCGGGGGGUGGGGUGGGCUGGAGCAUGAGGAAGUGGAUGACAAAGAGCUCCUGGGCCGUGCUCACAGGGAACAGAGCCUCCAAGCUCAGGGGCAGUCUCCCCGCAAAAGCAGGAGCUGGUGGUUCUCGCUUGUGGGCUUCUCUGGGGCACCUCAGGUGGGACAAGGCUGCUGCCCUUUCCUUUUCCUGACACCCCCCAGGCAAGAAGCUGUCCCGCGAGGAACGGCGCGCCAUCCAGGACGCCCAGGACGCCAUCGUCUGCCACACGCCGCUCAACAACUUGGGGUUCUCCCGGAAGGGCAGCGCCCGGACUUUCUGCGUCACCUUCCAGGCGCUGCGUGCCGGGUUGUACGAGGUAAGAAGCCCCUGUGCGCCAGCACAUGCUUCCAUCUGGGCUCUGGGGCUCCUUUCUGCGGGGGGGGGGGGGCUGGGCUGCAUGGCCCUUGGGGGAUUCUUGACAAUGCUGUGGUUGAAUGUGGGCAGAUUUGGGAAAGGUAAAAGAAAGACUUUCUCCGCACAGCACAGUUAACCUGUGGAACUCCCUCCCACAAGAGGGAUGGCAUUAAAAGAGGAUCGGACCCUGCAGGAAGAUGGAUUUUCCUUCAUCUGUCCCAAAUCUUCCCAGGGGCUGGUAGUUGUCACAGCCCCCUCCAUGAAUCUGCCCAACCCUCUUUUAAAGCCAUCCAAGUGGAUGGCCAGCUCUGCUUCCCGUGGCAGUGAGUUCCAAAGUUCAGCUCUUGCAAGGUGGCCCCAGUUGCUGGAAACCACAGGCGGGGAGGGAGUGGUUAUUGCGCUUGGAUUUUGCUUGCAGGAAUCUCACAAUGGGCAUCAGGUUGGCCACUGAGAGAAGAUGCUGCCUGGUCAUCUCUCAUGGCUGCUUGAGCUGAGAUUCCUGCAUUGCAGGGGGUUGGACUAGAGGAGCCUCAGGGUCCCUUUCAGCCCUAGAACACUAUGGUUCUAAGGGUCUGUGGCUGGAUGGGCCCCUUUGGCCCAGCUGGCCCUUCUGGCAGAGUGGAGAUGGGAUUGUGGGGCUCUGUAGAGGACCUUGCUGGUGUCUGUGCUCAGGGUGGUGCUGAUGGGCAGCCAAGCCCUUCCUUCUGGACCUGGACCUGCUGAGUUGCAGGGGGCUGGACUGGAUGACCCUCAGAGCUCCCUCCCAACUCCACAGUCCACUGCUAUUGCUGCUGCCCUCCUGGGCUCCCGCUCUGUUUGGCACUGCCCAGCUGCAGAAGGAAUGGACCUCUUUCUCUUUCUCUUCCUCGUUCUUUGCUCCCCGGAAGCUCUCCCAGCACAUGAAGCUGAAGCUGCAGUUCACCGCCAGCGUCUCGAACCCACCUCCCGAGGCCCGGCCCGUCUCCCGCAAGAGCAGCCCAGGCAGCCCGGCUGUCCGGGAGCUGGUGGAGCGUCACCAGGCCAGUCUGGGCCGCUCGCAGAGCUUCUCCCAUCAGCAGCCGGCCAGGGGCCACCUCAUGAGGUGGGUGCAGGGGGUUCAGCUAGAUGGCCCUGUGGGGUCCCUUCCAAUUCUACAAUCCAUGAUUCUCACUCUUUCAGGGAACAGGAAGGGAGGGUAAUGGAGGAGGGUGGGCUGAAGGGGGCAGACAAGAGAGGCAGGGCUCCUGGGUUCUCCUGGGGGUCGGCCAAGGCCCCCCACUUGCCCCCCACUGAGGCCUCUCUUUCUCUCCCCCCCCCACAGGUCAGGCAGUGUCAUGGAGCGCCGAGCAAUCACUCCCCCCGUGGGCUCCCCCGUGGGGCGGCCCCUCUACCUGCCCCCUGACAAGGCUGCUCUUUCCCUGGACAAGAUUGCCAAGCGGGAGUGCAAGGUGCUGGUGGUGGCCCCCGUCACGUGAGGUGGGGGCAGAGACCCCACCCCCUUCCCCUGCCCUCCUCCAAAAGGGAGACGCUGCCUCCUGCCUUGCAAGGGAACAAACCUCCUGCCUCCCCCGCCCCAAAACCUGCAAACGCCCCAGUGCUGCCCCCCCUGGAAUAAAAGCCGCGCAUGUGACCCCCCAGGAAAAAUCUCAGCACACCCAAUCAAUGUGGGGGGACCUUCCACUUCUCUCUGCUGUUCCCUUUCCCUUGCGGGGGCUCAGAGCUCCAGCCCCCCCCCCAAUGAGACACCCCUCUCACUGUGCCAUCUCCCACUCUCCUUCUGGGGUUUUUGGCUGCUCCCCCUCCCCACAUUUGCUCCUUCAAAAUGGGGGGCACAUACCCCCAACCUCAUUGACUUCGUCCUCCACGGUGUGUGCAAAUGAGGCCAAGCGUCGGGGGGGCAGCUCCCCCAAUUGCCCCAUGCUGAGGAUCAGGAAUCAGCUGCUGCUGCUAAACCUUGGAGCUUGACGGUACACCCACUGGACAGCUGCAUUGCAGAGGGUUGGACUAGAUGACCCUCGGGGUCCCUCCCAACGCUACAGGUCUAUGGUUAUGGGACGAAUCUGUGCUGCCCCCUGCUGGUGGAGGGGUACCUUUGCUGCUGCGGAUCUUCUGGAUCACACUGGAUUGUGCCACUUCUGAGGACUGGGAAGGGGGCAGAUUUCUCUUACCCCCCCACCCCAUUUCACACUGGCAGCUGCUACAUCCACGGGAGAGGGGUGGGCAGGCCUCCACCCAGCCCCUCCUGCCAUCUCAGGCCAAAGGGCCCCAUUCCAUUGCACUUUAUUUAAUUUUUAUGUUAUUUAUAUAUUUUGUAUUAUUAUUUGCCUCCAAAGCAUCUCCGACUCCACGUUGUGUGUUUUGCAAAUAAACUGCGCUGGCUGGGGAAAGUGUUGGUGUGUUUUGGGGGGUGUUCCAGGAGUGGGGAGAGACAUUCCUCCAAGGAAGGACGUCUAGCGGACGCCCAGUGAAGCUGGACGCUGGAGGAUUCAGGACAGAUUAGAAAAAGCCCUUCUUCACACCGCAGAGUUGGGCUGCGGAACUCCCUCCUGCAGGAGGCCAUGAGGACCUCCGACUUGGAUGGCUUUAAUCUGGGCAGGAGGAGGGAGCUGGCGGGGGCUCCUGGCCAGGAGGCUCUGCCUCCACAGCUGGAGAGAAGGCGGCUUCUGAAGGGCACUUGCUGGAGACCACGGGACGGGAGAGGCCUCUCGGGCGCCCAGCUGGAAGCUGCGAGCUCCGCCCACUGAGCCGCGCUGCCCUUCCCCUCGGACUGAGCGGGGGGCCCUGGAAAGACCUCCUGCCCCUCGCAGGUCAGCGCCGCCGGGGGGCGAGGGGGGUCCGGGGGGGGCUGGGGGCGAGCUCCCCCUCCCCUCCGAUGCCCCAGGGAGGGAGGGAGCCUCCCCCCGGGCGGCCCCUUCCCCCAGCAAAGCCUCUUCCGCCCAAACGCACCGCCAAGACGCGACUUCCGACGGAAGCGACCUGCAGUCGUUCUCUGUCCCCCUAGUGCCGCUCUAGUCCUCCGAAGCGUCUCCAUGGCGAAGGCCGGCGGGUCGGGGGAGGCGCUCGGGCGACGCUAGGCCGGGCCGGGGGCGGGGCUCCGAAGCGCGCCUUUUCCCUUGAGUGGGCGGGGCGCCCGGGGGAGAGAACGGGCGGGGCGGGAAACGGGGAGGAGGCCUGAAGGGAACGCCGAGGAGGAAGCAGCAGCGAGGGAGCGAGGCGCAGAAUGGAGGAGCUGAGGGGCUUCUCGUGCUCCAGAUGAAGAGGAGCAGCGCCGUUGUCCCCAAGGCCGCGGGAGAGGAGUGGGGGGCCUGGAGGGGAGCGCAGCCCUUGGGGGAACAGCCAGGAGCCGGGGAGGCGAGAGGCAGAGGGGCCGCCCGAUUCUGCAGCGAAAAGGUGGAAGCCCGGCGUCUUCCGCUCUAGACCUCCAAGCCAGCCUGAAGACUUGGGUGGGGCCUGCCUAGAGCAGAUGGAAAAGCAUUUCCAAAAGAGAGAAAGUUCUUCCACACAAUCCUAGUGUUGGAAGGAAGCCCAAGGGUCAUCUAGUCGAACCUGAAUCCAUUGGUUUGGUUCCUGAGCCCUUGAGAUACUUGCAGAUGGCUCUCCUCUCUCAGUCUCCUCUUCCCCAGGCUAAACAUCCCCAGCUCCUUCAAGCGUUCCUCAUCAGGCCUGGCUUCCAGACCCUUGAUCAUCUGGGCUGCCCUGCUCUGCACAUGUUGCAGCUUGUCAACAUCCUUGAGCUUGCUCUGGACACCAGACUUCUGAGAUGCAGCCUGAAAGAGCAGGAGCUUUUUUAAUGCUGCAGCAUCACACUGCCUAGAGCAGGGGUCAGCAAACUUUUCCAGCAGGGGGCCGGUCCACUGUCCCUCAGGCCCUGUGGGGGCCAGACUAUAUUUUUUUGGGGGGGGAAUGAACAAAUUCCUAUGCCCCACAAAUAACCCAGAGAGGCAUUUUAAAUAAAAGCACACAUUCUACUCAUGUAAAAACACAGUGAUUCCCAGAAUGCCCACGGGCCAGAUUGAGAAGGUGACUGGGCCGGAUCCGGCCCACGGGCCUUAGUUUGCCUAUCCAUGGCCAAGAGAGUACCCCCAAAUAAAGCACCUCUGAGUGUGUGCAGAGUGACUGAGGUUCCUCCUUGACUCCUGCUUUGGAGAGAAGAUGCAGAGUGGGAAGAGAGGGUGAGCUUUUUGUAAAAAGAACACAGCUGCAUGCCUGGAGAGGAUAGGAAAUGAAGGCAGUGGGGUGGAACAAGGUCCUCCAGAGCAAAAGUCCCUCGUUCUGAGGCACUUCCUCACCCUGUUCAAGCGCUGUAUCAGUGAUGCCUCCAGGGACCUGGUGAGUCUAUCUUCUUCUGCCAUGGAGUGCAUUUGCAGGAAGGGGGUGGCCCAGUGCUGAAGGGGAGGGUGCAGGGAACCUGCUCAGCUAAUCCCUGGAGGGACCCCCUACAACCCCCAAAUCAGGGAGCAGAGGUUCCUCCCUGUCUGCUGUUCCUUUGGAUCCACGUACUGCUUGCCACUUUAUGGAGGGGUCUUUGGGUUGGGAAGAAGAGGGCAUGCAAACAAACCCCCAUUUAGAUGUCACAUUUAUGAACAGAGCCAGGCAGAAAUAUUUGGACAUAAAAUAUACACGUAAUAUAAAAACGACAAUCUGACCUCUGCAGUAAAUCAAGAAAGACUGUUGGAAGAUUGAGGGCGGGCUUCUGCAUGCGGUGCACUGUGGAAACUAUGGAACUCCUUCCCACAGGAGGCAGGGACGGUCGCCAACCGAGAUGGCUUUCAAAAGGGGAUGAGGCCAGUUCAUGCAGGAGACAGAAGUCUGCCUAGGCUCCUUUGUGCCCUUGUCAGCCGUGACAGCGGCGCCUGGAUGUCUGCCCAGAAGGGAAAGGGGCCCUCCUGCCCUAGUCCCACACCAGCCUCCCCCCACCUGACGCUGACCAGGAGCUUUGGACUACAACUCUCGCCUGCCCACUGCGUUUUGGACCAGUUCCCCAGUCAUCAUAGAAUCAUAAUAUUAUAAAUUAUUGUUAUUAUUAUUUUCAAUUACCCACCUAAAGUUCACAGGGCAGAUGACAACAGAGAAGCACAAUAUUAAAGAACAGUUCAAAACAGCCUACAAUCAUGGGGAAAUGGUGGAGAGAAGGGUGAAUUGGGUGUGCUCGGCUAGCCAAGGGUUAAAAGAAAUGGGCGCUGCCUUCCUAGAGAGGACGUAUUAAAAAGGGGGUGUCAGGUCCUCCAGAGAAAAAGCCCCUCCCUCCCAAGGCUUUUCGUGCAAGUGGGGGGGCUCUUGUCUCGGCUCUGCAUCUUCCGGGAUCUGGUGAGUCUCCCUUCUCUUCUCCGGGGGAGGGGGCAGGGGGGGACCCUCAAAUCCAGUGCCGGGUUAAACCUGCAGAUUAUUUCGAAGCUUCUGCCUCGGGUUGAUUGUCAUUUUCUUUCCAGAUCAAAUCCAUGUUCUUUUGAUCCAUUGUUGUGGGGCCCCAAAAGGCGUGGGGCCCCUAGACCGGUGCCUACUCUGCCUACUUGGUAAAUUGGGCACUCCGUCCCCAUCCCUCUCUGCAAAGCCUCGGAGGGGCCAGCUCGCAGGAGGCUGCAACUGUACCCUUUGGGGGAGAGGAAAAGAGCAGAUCUGAAAACCCCCUUCAAACUGAGGAUCAACAGAGGUUGAAGCCGGACACAAAUAUACGCCAAGGAAAAAACAAAAGCCUGACGUAAGGAAUAAAGAAAGAGUGACCUUCCCUCUGUCCUUGGUUGAGCUGGGGAACUCCCUCCUGCAGGAGGAAGGCUGGGCCGCCUGCCUGGCUGGCUUGAAAGGAGGGAGAGGCCAACGCGGGGCGGGGGCGGUGCUCUAUAAAAAACCCGAGGACAGCUGGGAGGCCCACCUACGUUUCCUGCUCCCUUUUUUCUUGCCAUUCUGCAGUAGCUGUUUUUAGCCGCUUCCAUGCCCUCUGGGAUAUUCGGAUAUGGAGAUAGGAGAGCAGACACUCUGCACAUGCUCAGAGGCACAGUGGAGGUGAAUGCACUUCCUUUACAUCCUCCUUCCAUCAGGUUUUGGGAGAGAACAAAGCACAUUCCAAACAGACAUAAGCAAAGGUCUGUCUCUUCCUACAGCCUCCAUUUUCUCUGGAGCCGUUUUCUCUCACUUCAGGAGAGUCGGAGAAAACAAAAGACUCAGUCACCACCCUGCCAAGAUGGCGAAUUUGCUAUUCAAUAGCCUCCCAUGGGAUCUAAGGUCACUCCCUGGCGGCUAGAGAACAACAACCAGUUAAUUAUCAACUAGUUAAAGCUCAAGAGACCGCUCUUCUUGCUUGUCUGAAGUCAAUGGAAUCUUCCAGUUAAACCCUUUCACCAAUAUAUUAUUAUUAUUAUUAUUAUUAUUAUUAUUAUUAUUAUUAUUAUUUCUUCAAUUUAUAUACCACCUUUUAUCAAAAGAUCUCAGGGUGCUGUACAACAUUAAAAAAUCAUGACAGAACAUCAAUGAUAAAAACAUAAUAAGAACUUAGUAAAAAGCAUACUGACAAAUAGCCUAAUAAUAAAAUAGUCGUCAUCGUAAGAGUUUUCUCCCCCAUACUUUUACAGGCCAUAGAUUAUUUAAUAGCCAAAGGUCUGGGUAAAGAGGAAUGUUUUUGCCUGGCACCUGAAGAUAUGUAAUGAGGGUGCCAGACAAGCCUCUCUGGGGAGAGCAUUCCACAGUUGGGAGCCACCACAGAAAAGGCUUGUUCUCUUCUUGGCAGUACACAGACAUUCCCAUUUCAGUGUGAAUUAAAUCAGUUAUGCUUAACGUCACCAUCCAAGGCAGGAGAGGCCCUGCUAGAAAGGAAGCCCACGGGGUGGUGUGGAAAGCAGUGGCACAGUGGAGGGGGCCGGGGGGCCAUGGUCCCAGGCGCAGAAUCUGGAGAGGGGGGAAACCAGGCCUUCCCCAACCAAGGAAUUGGCAUUAGGAUGCCCUCUUGGCCCCAAGUGGAGCCCCCAGAGGGAAGCCAUUAAGGCUCCCAGCCUGUCUCUGUGUUGGCAAACUGGCUGUUUGACCUGGGUGAAAUAAAACCUAGUUUUGCUCCUGUCUUGAAGAAAAAGCAGGUAUGGCAAUGCUAUAAAUAGAGAGCGAAGCAAGCCCAUUAUCUGGUUGCUGCAUUUUGAACCAGUUUCCAAGUUGUCUUCAAGAGCAGCUCGACCCAGAGGGCAUUGCAACGAUCCCUUAGCAUAGGAGUAUCCCAAGCAUAUAUGGCUGGGGGGGGGGGGUUAAGGUCUGUUGUUGUUGUUGUUGUUGUUGUUGUUAGCCUGCCUUUCACUCUAAGUUCCCAGGGCAGGUAACAACAUUAAAACACAACAUUAAAAACAGCUUUAAAAAAGCUUAACAAUCACAGAAAGAAGGUGAGUCCUGCUCUGCUUGCUGUUAAAUGCUGUGCUUUGGCUUCACCCACUUGGCCCUCAAGGAGUUGGGCAGAUCAGGAUCUGGCCCUCAGAAUAAAGAAAGGGGGACCCCAUCCCAGGAGUCUUUCUUGAGAAGGUUGGAAAUGAGACGCAAGCAGGAAAAAACAUGCCCUGAAGUCAGAGUGAGAGGAAGAGCAACUCUGGAAAAUCCCUUGGUUAGCACCCCCACAAAUGACUUACUCAUCACUCAUAGUUCUGACUUCCUUCCUUGACUGAAAACAUUGCAAGGUAGAAGCAAUCAGGCCGUUUCAACUCACAGAAAUCCCUUCUAUUGCCGGCACAUUUUUUAGGGUCAUUUUCCUUACAGGAGGGCUAGAGGAUUACUUUUCCUUCCUUCCUUUAUUAAAGAAAGCUCAGAGCCUGGACUGUGGUGGAAUCCAGUCCUGGUUCCUAGCAAAACUCAUCCACGCUUGCUCAGGAAACCUUUCUCUUCUCCUAACUGUGUGACAAUUUUAUAAUGGAACAAUAUAUUUGCUUUUUAGAAGUUGCUGGCAGCUCUAAUUCAGACCAUCAGACAGAAGAUGACGAAAGGAAAAACAGAUUCCUUGAGAUCUCUGGAGGACUUCCUGGGAGCAGAGCUGGAUAAGCAAAAUUCAGCUGGUCCUGAAGCAGGAGGAGCCCAUGCCAUUGGCACUGGGAGAAGUGGGGGAUUCUGGGAAAACUCUGUGCAGCAGGUCCUGAGAGAAGAGGACACCCUCCGCUCAGAUGUGCAGAGCCAGCAGUUCAGCUACCAGGAGACUGAAGGACCACGAGAGGUUUGCAGCUGGUUCUACCACCUUGACCAUCAAUGGCUGGAGCCAGAAAGGCACACGAAAGCUGAGAUGCUGGACCUGGUGAUCUUGGAGCAAUUCCUGGCUGUCCUUCCACCGGAGAUGGAGAGCUGGGUGAGGGAAUGUGGAGCAGAGACCAGUUCCCAGGCAGUGGCCCUGGCCGAAGGUUUCCUCCUGAGUCAGGCGGAGGAGAGGAAGCAGGUGAGAGAGACUUUCCUCUGGAUGCUCCCAAGGGGCUCCAGACAGGAGGGAGAGUCUCCUAAAAUCAUCUACUAAUGGCCCAUCCUUUUUUGGAAAGCAUCCAAGGAAGAAUAUAUGAUACCCCCAGAUUUUAUCUCUGCCAUUCGCUUUCUGAUCUUUCUCCCCAUUCUCUGUUUGGAAUCCCUGUUUCUCUUUCAGGGAAAGGAUCUGUUUGCAGAAAUGGGCCCUGAUUUGGCAGAGAUGACUCCGUUGGACACCAGAGAGAGGCUGCUGGGUAAGGAGGAAGGAGUUUCUUCUCCAUUUGGUCACAUGCUGUGGAUUUAGAAACUAAUCUGUAAAUUCUUUUCAUAUUUUGGGGUAAGACACUUGGAGGUCAGAUGUUUCUUUGCACAAUGAAAAUAUGAAAUGGGUACAAACAUCAGCAGGGGAUAAUUUCUCUAAGGCCUAUCUGUAGCUAGAUAAGCACUGCUUCACCCCUGAGAGCAUCAUGCACUCGUGGAUUCUGACUUAACUUUGUCUCUUGCAGGUGACAAAAUGAUGCCGGCAAGAGCUCCUCAUCCAUCCUUUCAUGAUGGUGGAGGGGAAUCAGUGGCUGUGGAACCAGAUCAGGUAGGGGGUAGGAGGCUGAGGAGUGGGGUAGCCAGGGUGUCUCUGGUUCCAAACAAGUGUCUCUCCUCUAGGCUUGUGUCUACAAAGUUGUAUUACUGGGAAAUGAGGGAGGAAGUGAUCAUGUCCUCCUGGAUUUCAUGAUUCAGAGGCAACUGAAAAUGGAGUAUAUUCAGACAUGCACUCUGGCCAAUUUCAAAAAGCUUAAGGAGCUUCUGGGUGAGAUCCCAUGGUCACAAAUAGUCAAAGAAAAGGGUUUCCCAGGUUGCUGGGAGUUUCUUAAAGGUGAGGUGUUGAAGGCACAAAUACAGACAAGUCCAACCAAAAAAAAAAGUGGGAGGCAUCUAGAUAAAUUGAUGUGGUUACAUAAGGAGCUUACAGGUGAGCUGAAAAGUAAGAAGGCCACAAAAGAGGAGUAGACAAGAGGAGGCAACAGUUGUGGGGAGAAGGUCUGGUGGGCCAAAGCUCAGAAUGAAGCUCAGGUUUUCAAGAGAGGUUCAAAAUAAAUUUUAAAAGUUUUAUUUGGCUAUGUUUGAAGCAAGGGGAAGAAAAAGAAAAUAGUAGUUCCCAUGCAUAGAGAAUACAGAGAAAUGCUUUUGGAUGACAGACAAAAGGCAGAACUGCAGCAAAAUCAGCUAAUGCUAUUCUAGGCUGUGUUAACAAAAGUUUAGUGUCCUGAUCAUGAGAAGUAAUAGUCCCACUCUAUUCUGCCUUGGUCAGACCACACCUGGAAUAUUGUGUGCAGUUUGGGGCACCAAAGUUUAAGAGAGAUGUUGACAAGCUGGAAGGUGUACAGAGGAGGGCAACCAAGAUGAUCAGGGGCCUGGAAACCAAGCCUGAUGAGGAAUGGUUGAAGGAGCUGGGUAUGUUUAGCCUCCAGAAGAGGAGACUGAGAGGAGAUAACAUAGUAAAAAUGGAUUCUACAAAGGAGAUUCCAACUAAACAUCAGGAGGAAGUUUCUGACAGUAAGAUGUUUGACAGUUGAACUGACCCCCUUGGAAGGUUGUGAACUCUCCUUCAUUGCAGCUCUUUAAGCAGAGGUUGGAUGGUCCUUUGUCAGGGAUACUUUAGUUGAGAUUCCUGCAUUGCAGGAUUUGGAUUAUCUGACUCUCAGGGUCUCUUCCAAUUCUUCCAGUUCAAGAAUUCUAUUAUUUUAUCAGUCAUUUCUUCAGUGAUCAGGAUUAACCUAACCAGCCCCAUCAGCUGCACAAUAGGGCUUUCUCCCACUGUUUCUACCCCCUGAAAGUCUCCCCUAACCUCAUCCCCAAUAGCAGACAGAGGGAGAAGGGAAUGGACUCUUCCAUCUGGCAAAUGGAAAGCUUGAGCAGACAAUAUUGGAGUUCCAUCCAUUUGCACAAAGAUUGAUAACUAGCAUUAAAAUACACAAUAAAAGAAUUCCAUUAAGAUGUUAAGAUAAGUAUCCAUAAUUAAAAUGCAAACAAUCCCAUUAAACAAUCCCAUGAAAACAACAGGGCAAUUAACAGGCAGAAAACAACAGCACAAUGUGUAGUACUUCAUUUUAUACUGUCUAAGAGGAGGACCUUUUCCUUUCAGGGUUCAUUGUGCUUUGAAGAUGUCGCUAUUCAUUUCACAGACGAGGAAUGGGCAUUGCUAGACCCUGACCAGAGAGCUCUGCAUCAGGAAGUCAUGGAAGAGAAUCGUGGGAUCAUGGCCUCUCUCGGUAAGGUUCCCUGUUGGAUCAUCAUAAUAAUAAUUUAUUAUACCCUGUCCAUCUGGCUGGGUUUCCCCAGCCACUCUGGGCGGCUUCCAACAAAACACUAAAAUACAGUAACCUAUUCCAACAUUAAAAGCUUCCCUGAACAGGGCUGCCUUCAGAUGUCUUCUAAAAGUUUGGUAGUUAUUUUUCUCUUUGACAUCUGGUGGGAGGGCAUUCCACAGGGCGGAUGCCACUACCGAGAAGGCCCUCUGCCUGGUUCCCUGUAACUUGGCUUCUCACAGCAAGGGAACCACCAGAAGGCCCUCGGCGCUGGACCUCAGUGUCCGGGCAGAAUGAAAGGGGUGGAGACGCUCCUUCAGGUGUACUGGGCCGAGGCCAUUUAGGGCUUUAAAGGUCAACACCAACACUUUGAAUUGUGCUCGGAAAUGGGCUGGGAGCCAAUGUAGGUCUUUCAAGACCGGUGUUAUAUGGUCUCGGCGGCCACUCCCAGUCACCAGUCUAGCUGCCACAUUCUGGAUUAGUUGUAGUUUCUGGGUCACCUUCAAAGAUAGCCCCACAUAGAGCACAUUGCAGUAGUCCAAGCGAGAGAUAACUAGAGCAUGCACCACUCUGGUGAGACAGUCCGUGGGCAGGUAGGGUCUCAGCCUGCGUACCAGAUGGAGCUGAUAAACAGCUGCCCUGGAUACAGAAUUGACCUGCACCUCCAUGGACAGCUGUGAGUCCAGAAUGAUUCCCAGGCUGCGCACCUGGUCCUUCAGGGGCACAGUUACCCCAUUCAGGACCAGGGAGUCCUCCACACCCACCCGCCUUCUGUCCCCCAGAAACAGUACUUCUGUCUUGUCAGAAUUCAACCUCAAUCUGUUAGCUGCCACCCAUCCUGUUUUGAAAUUCCAUAUGUAAUGAACUCCCAAGAUUUUAAUUAACUGCACCACCUACAGCAUCUAAAGUCUUAUACCCCCACAAGCCACCUUUAAUGGAAGGAUUAUUGACUGUUUUGUCUGUGAAGAUUCUUUGUCCAGUUAUGCCUUUCUUAAGAAUGAUCUGGCUGUCCUGAACUGCCCUGGCCCUUUUAAAUGUUGACUUCAGAGUGGUUAGGGAAGUUGAGGGAGCUUCUGUCAGGCAUUGUGCUUGUCCUUCUGCUGUGGUCAAUUUUUCGUCGACCAAAGAGACUACUGACCUUGGAGAUGGAGGGGAUUCCAUGACUGGGCCAAACAAAAUCCAUUCCAGAGGAAAGCCAGGCUCUUCAAAUCUCAGGUUCCCAUAAAUACAUCCAUGAAUGCACAUCAACAAAGGAUAUGAAUCCUCUAGUAGGAUCUCCCAUGUAAGAUCUUUUAGUUCUUCCUCUGUCACAAGCAUUAAUCAACAUUGUUCAAUAAUUUGGAGCUACAUUUCUUCCCGAUGCGCUAAUCUGUUUCUCUUUUCAUUGCAGGUGGUGAUGAAUUGGAAAUGAAGAACAAGGGAGACCACAACAAAAUCCGCAGAGUGGAGAAACCACAGAAAUAUUUGGAGUGUGGUGAGAGCUUCAAUCAGAGCAGCAAUCUCACUUCUUAUCAAGGAAUUCACACAAACAAGAAACCUUAUCAGUGCUUGGAAUGUGGGAAGAGCUUCAAACAUAGCUCCCAUCUCACUUCCCACCAGAGAAUUCAUGCAAUGGAGAAACCCUAUCAAUGCUUAGAAUGUGGAAAGAGCUUCAAUCAAAAAGGCAAUCUCACAUCCCAUCAAAGAAUCCAUACAGGGGAGAAACCCUAUCAAUGCUUGGAAUGUGGAAACAGCUUCCGUCAGAGAACUGAUCUCACAUCCCAUCAAAGAAUUCAUACAGGGGAGAAACCCUAUCAAUGCUUAGAAUGUGGGAAGAGCUUCAGGCACAGGGUUAAUCUCACUUCCCAUCAAAGAAUUCAUACAAGGGAGAAACCAUAUCAAUGCUUGGAAUGUGGGAAGAGCUUCAGUCAAAAGGGCAGUCUCAAUCUCCAUCAAAAAACUCAUACAGGCGAGAAACUACAUCAGUGCUUGGAAUGUGGAAAGAGCUUCAUUCGGAAGGAAACACUCACUUUCCAUCAAAGAAUUCAUACAGGGGAGAAACCAUAUCAGUGUACGGAAUGUGGAAAGAGAUUCAGUCAGAGUGGUCUUCUGACUUCUCAUCGAAGGGUUCAUACUGGGGAGAAACCUUAUAAAUGCUUAGAAUGUGGAAAGAGAUUCAGUCAAAAAGUCAAUCUCACUUCCCAUCAUAGAAUUCAUACAGGGGAGAAACCAUAUCAGUGUACGGAAUGUGGAAAGAGCUUUAGUCAGAGUGGUCUUCUGACUUCCCACCAAAGAAUUCAUACAGGGGAGAAGCCCUAUCAAUGCUUGGAAUGUGGAAAGAGCUUCAGUCAGAAAGGAAAUCUCACUUUCCAUCAAAGAAUCCAUACAGGGGAGAAACCAUACCAAUGCUUGGAAUGUGGAAAGAGUUUCAGUCAGAGUGGCCUUCUUGAUUCCCAUCAAAGAAGUCAUACAGGGGAGAAACCCUAUCAGUGCUUGGAAUGUGGAAAGAGCUUCAGUCAGAAAGGAAAUCUCACUUUCCAUCAAAGAAUUCAUACAGGGGAGAAACUCCACCAAUGCUUGGAAUGUGGGAAGAGCUUCAUUCGGAAGGAAAAUCUCACUUCCCAUCAAAGAAUUCAUACAGGGGAGAAACCAUAUCAGUGCCUGGAAUGUGGGAAAAGCUUCACACAGAAGGUCAAUCUUACCUUCCAUGAAAUAAUUCAUACAGGGGAGAAACCAUAUCAGUGUUUAGAAUGUGGGAAGAGUUUCAGUCAGAGGAACAGUCUUAUUUAUCAUCAAAGAGUUCAUGGAGGCGGAAAACUCUAUCAGUGCUUGAAAUGUGGGAAGAGCUUCAGUCAAAGGAACAGUCUCACUUCCCAUCAAAGAGUUCAUACAGGAGAAAAACCCUACCAAUGCUUAGAAUGUGGGAAGAGCUUCAGUCACAGCGCCACUCUCACGUCACAUCACAGAAUUCAUACAGGGGAGAAACCAUAUCAGUGUACGGAAUGUGGGAAGAGCUUCACUCAGAGGGGCCAUCUCACUUUCCAUCAAAGAAUUCAUACAGGGGAGAAACCAUAUCAGUGUACGGAAUGUGGGAAGAACUUUAGGGACAGCCGCGCUCUUACUUCCCAUCACAGAAUUCAUACAGGGGAGAAACCAUAUCCGUGCUUGGAAUGUGGAAAGAGCUUUAACGAGAGUGCCAUUCUCAUCUCUCAUCAAACAAUUCAUACAGGAGAAAAAGCAUUUCAGUGCUUUGAAUGUGGAAAGAACUUCAGUAAGAAGAGUAAUCUUACUACUCAUCAAAGAAUUCAUACAGGGGAGAAACCAUAUCAGUGCUUGGAAUGUGGAAAGAGCUUCAGUCAGAAUGGAUCUCUCACUUCCCAUCAAAGAAUUCAUAAAGGGGAGAAACCAUAUCAGUGCUUGGAAUGUGGAAAGAGCUUCAGUCAAAAGGGAAGUCUCACUUCCCAUCAAAGAAUUCACACAAGAGAGAAACCAUAUCUGUGCUUGGAAUUUGGAAAGGACUUCAGACAGAGUUCCCAUUUCAAUUCCCAUCAAAGCACUGACACUGGGGAGAAACCAUAG